This is a messenger RNA of Exophiala viscosa, 1219 nucleotides long. RefSeq lists its product as uncharacterized. The coding region runs from base 74 to 1045 and encodes 323 amino acids. The transcript is spliced from 6 exons. The record is from RefSeq and is a predicted model, not a curated record. NCBI's taxonomy places the organism in Eukaryota, Fungi, Ascomycota, Eurotiomycetes, Chaetothyriales, Herpotrichiellaceae. Gene Ontology annotation, molecular function: arylformamidase activity.
CUGCUGGACACGUGCUAAUGGAUGCGACAAGGUUUACUUUGGAAUAUCACACAUUCAAGCAGCAAGACAAACCAUGAGUACAGAACCACUGCCUACGUUUGACCAGCUUCCACCAGUUAUAGGCGCCCCAAAAGGCUGUGCAUGGGGCCUGUUUGACAAGGAUGGCGUCAAAGACCAGAUUGGCACGCUCAAUCUUUUGACACCGGAUGUCGUACUGGCAGCGUCCAGAGAGAUCAUCACUGGCGAGAGUGUUGCACUGAAUUGGGCCCUCGAAAAUCCGCCAUCCCCGUACUACCGAGAGAAAUUCCAGCAUACUAUCAAAGAUGUGGGCAAAGAAUAUGGCAUGCCGAUCUGCUGCUAUGACGAUAUUGUGACGUUCAAUACGCAAUCAAGCUCACAAUGGGAUGGCUUCAGGCAUUGGGGUCAUGCCGAAUCCCGACAGCAUUACAACGGAGUCAUGCAUGACGACGUAUUGGAGGGAAACGAUAUCAGCAUGCAUCAAUGGAGCGAACGUGGAGGAAUUGUGGGUCGCGGCGUGCUUGUUGACUUUGUUUCCUGGGCAGAGAUAAAUGGGGUGGAGAUCAGAGCGUCAACGUCGCAGGUCAUAUCGCUCGAUGUUAUCAAACGAAUACUGAGGGAAGAGGGUGUCGUUAUCAAAAAGGGCGACAUCCUGCUUCUUCGCACUGGACUCUUACAGGCUUACAACAUGUGCUUCAACGACAGCGAACGGAACAAAGUCAUGCGAUCCUCGGAUUCAAUCGGUGCAGAAGCAUCAGAAGCGAUGGUGCAGUGGUUGUGGAACAAUCACUUCUCUGCCGUUGCGGGUGACGCCGCUGCCUUUGAAUCACAACCCUUUGUUAAAGAAUAUUCUCUGCACGACUAUCUGUUGGUCUGGUGGGGAAUGCCGAUUGGAGAAAUGUGGGAUCUCGAAGGUCUGGCCGAGAAAUGCAAAGCCCACAAGCGGUGGACUUUUUUCAUCACGAGCGCGCCCUUGAAUGUGAAAGGAGGUGUGGCCUCUCCACCUAACGCACUUGCUGUCUUCUAGAGAGAGACGGACGCCGAACGGCUGGCGGCUUUGGGAUAUAUUCGGUCCCAUAAAAUACUCCUGUCGGGGAGGCCAGUAGAGUGCUGCGGACCCAGGUGUCUGUUCAGACCUUGGCGAAAAGUGGCAAAAGCAAGGCUCUAAGGGGAAUAAUAGAUUUUCUUACGAAUCGGAACU